CUAAGCUAGAAGAAGAAGAAAGAAAAAUAUAAUAAAAAAUAAAGAAGAGAGAGAGAGUGAGUCUAGUCUGUCUGUCUCUCACAUGGCCUCUAUGCCCUUGGGGCUAAACCAUCAACAACUACAACUUCAGCCACAGACACAGCCACAGGCAGAGAUUAAUGAGCCACAGAAGCUAGCGCCUCGCCGCACAUCUGAAAUGGACUCUGAUAAGGAAAUGUCUGCUGCUGUAAUUGAGGGGAAUGAUGCAGUUACUGGACACAUCAUUUCAACCACCAUUGGAGGCAAAAAUGGCGAACCUAAAAGGACUAUCAGCUACAUGGCAGAGCGUGUUGUAGGUACUGGAUCUUUUGGAAUUGUUUUUCAGGCAAAAUGCUUGGAAACUGGGGAGACGGUGGCCAUUAAGAAGGUAUUGCAGGAUAGACGGUAUAAAAAUCGUGAGCUGCAGUUAAUGCGCUUGAUGGAUCACCCAAAUGUGGUUUCCCUGAAGCAUUGUUUCUUCUCUACAACAAGUAAAGAUGAACUUUUUCUUAAUCUAGUCAUGGAAUAUGUUCCUGAGACUAUGUACCGAGUUCUGAAGCAUUACAGCAGUAUGAACCAGAGGAUGCCCCUCAUCUAUGUUAAACUCUAUACAUAUCAAAUUUUUAGGGGGUUGGCAUAUAUCCAUACUGUUCCUGGUGUGUGCCAUAGGGAUGUAAAGCCCCAAAAUCUUUUGGUUGAUCCUCUCACCCACCAGGUUAAGCUUUGUGACUUUGGAAGUGCAAAAGUCCUGGUCAAGGGCGAAGCAAAUAUUUCAUAUAUAUGCUCUCGUUACUAUCGGGCUCCGGAACUUAUAUUUGGUGCAACAGAAUAUACAACAUCAAUUGAUAUUUGGUCAGCUGGCUGUGUCCUCGCUGAGCUUCUUCUGGGCCAGCCAUUGUUUCCAGGAGAAAAUGCAGUCGACCAGCUUGUAGAAAUUAUCAAGGUUCUUGGUACCCCAACUCGAGAAGAAAUUCGGUGCAUGAAUCCAAAUUAUACAGAUUUUAGGUUCCCUCAAAUUAAAGCUCAUCCUUGGCACAAGGUUUUCCACAAACGAAUGCCUCCUGAAGCAAUUGACCUUGCUUCACGGCUUCUUCAAUAUUCACCAAGUCUUCGCUGCACUGCGUUAGAAGCAUGUGCGCAUCCUUUCUUUGAUGAGCUACGUGAGCCCAAUGCCCGCCUUCCAAAUGGACGCCCAUUGCCCCCUCUUUUCAACUUUAAACAGGAAUUACAAGGAGCGUCACCUGAAUUGAUCAACAGGCUAAUACCAGAGCAUGUACGGCGGCAGAUUGGUCUUAGCUUCCCACAUCCAGCUGGUACGUAAAUGUGAAGGCAUGAUGUAACAAGGAAUCAACUCUGGUAGCGAUGAAAGUGAAACAAAGGAUGGCCUCUUUUGCGGUCUAUGUAACCGAGCAUUCUGGCUUAAUGAGCAGUUUUUUCUCGGCCUGUGAAGAUGUAUACAUAUACUGGCUCUUCAGCUUAACCUGGAAAUUGGUGAUUCUGUCUACUAUAUGUCAUUUUAGCUAUAAAAAAAAAAGUACUAUUUCCCUACUUCUGUACAUUGUUUUGAUCGCAAAGAUUCCAGAGCUAGGAGUAUAAAAGGUGAUGCUAUUCAUAUCUAGUAGCUAGGUAGGGGCUGCAGAAGCUUAAGAGGCUCAGUAGUUGUUUGGCUUGCUAUUCUAUUCUUCCCCCUUUUAUUAAUUACUUAAUCAUGUUGUUAUUUCUAUUUAUGCUUGUGCCGGUCUUUGGUUGCGAACUGAAUUUCUCAAUUGAAGGUUACCUUUUCCUCACCA
Molecule: messenger RNA, 1808 nt
Organism: Quercus lobata
Lineage: Eukaryota; Viridiplantae; Streptophyta; Magnoliopsida; Fagales; Fagaceae
Product: shaggy-related protein kinase eta-like
Exons: 12
Coding region: 83-1339 (418 amino acids)
Biological process (GO): cell differentiation; brassinosteroid mediated signaling pathway; peptidyl-threonine phosphorylation
Cellular component (GO): nucleus; cytoplasm
Molecular function (GO): protein serine/threonine kinase activity; ATP binding
Source: RefSeq, a predicted model, not a curated record